Hydra vulgaris (swiftwater hydra) is the source of this 762-nucleotide messenger RNA. Lineage: Eukaryota; Metazoa; Cnidaria; Hydrozoa; Anthoathecata; Hydridae. The record is from RefSeq and is a predicted model, not a curated record.
UACCUAAAACUCCAACCUAUGAUGGAUGCUAUACCUAGUCUGGAAAAAUGGCUGAAGCAUGAAAUUACUGAAGUGGCAACUUUUGUCUCUGUUUUUUAUACUACCUGGUUUCUCAAAGCUGAACUAUCUGCUGCUGCUCCGAAUCAGGAUAUGAGAGCGCUUUGGCAAAUGAAUAGAUUUAAGGAGUACAAUUUGAUUGGGGCAGAAUCAGUCAUUAAAUCUAUCAAACGCCACACAUGGUUUCUGGACCCUUACCUUAUUGUACUAGCUCUAGCUGAUGAAAAAUGUAAAGAAAGAGGUGAUAUUGCUCAAAAACUAUACAGCUUUGAAUUUCAUAGUAUGGAUGAAUAUCCGUUAGCCCGAAUAAGUGCUAACAUAGAGGUCCUCAAUUCUUUAGACUUCAGUGGACCGAAGCCUCCCAGCUUAGUUCAUUUGGUCACAGAAAAUUCGUGGCUAUUGUUCCUUAUGAUAGGCCAAAGUAAAAGUGACUGUCAAUGGAUGAAAACCCCUCCAGAAUAUUGGACUUGCAACGAUUUCUACUUAAAAUUUCAGGAGACAGUUUUUAAUCUUUCAGUUGUUAAUGAUUGCUCGGAAAGAAUCGUUAAACUCAUAAAAGACAAAAUUGAUAUUGCCCGAAAAGAAGAGAAAAGACAGGAUUCACUUUUAUUUUUGCAUAAUUACAAAAGGAAAGUUGACAGUGCAUUAACACAUUCUUGCUACUGCGGCGAAGUGGUUAGAAUAAGUGGUUUAUAUUUGCGAUAA